AUGAAUUUUUAGAGAAUAUAUAUAUAUGUAGUUAGAAUGUUAGUCUUAAUAUUAAUAAAUAAUAAUUAUCAUAUAAAAUUAGAAUACGAUUUAAAAUACAGAAUGAAAUCUUAAUUAUUGAUUGGUGCAACUUUGAUUGCAUUAUCUUUGACUUUAUUGGCUGUUUCCAAUUAGACUAGUCACUUAUUGAAGGAUGAAGAACCUAAGCAAACAAGAGAUUUCCUAUCACUUUGCGUGAUUAGAUCUUGCUACCAUUUGAUGAGUACCUGUGUUUCUGAUGAUACUUGCAAGAGUGAAUUUGAAUAAUUCUAAGCUUCAUUCCUUGCUGAUUACACUCAAUAUGAUUAACUAGUUGCUAAUGCUAAGCAUCCUGCUUUGGUCUCUGCUCUUAAAUGUUAAAACGACUGUGGUGCUAGAUAAUACUUUGAAGAUUGCGGUUCAGUUCAAUCUUAUAUUUACUCUUGCCCAAAUGAUCCCGAAUGUGUUAAGGAAAAUUAAGAAUAUUUCGACAAUGCUAAUUAAUGUGCAACUAGACAAUACAAGGCUUGCAAUGGUUUAUCAGAUGAAGCUCAUUAAAUCUGCUUUUUAACUGAGUUGGUCUAUUGCUUCUCAGAUGGUGUUUCAGGAUCUAACACAAAGUACGAAGAUGCCAUUUUAUGUGCAUGA
Molecule: messenger RNA, 666 nt
Organism: Tetrahymena thermophila SB210
Lineage: Eukaryota; Ciliophora; Oligohymenophorea; Hymenostomatida; Tetrahymenidae
Product: transmembrane protein, putative
Exons: 1
Source: RefSeq, a predicted model, not a curated record